UGAAUGGCGGAUAUGCCUGAUUGGCAGGCUCGAGGUACAAACCCGGCGGGGUGGGGUGGAGCCCUGUUCGUCGUAGGCGCAGCUGGGGCUGACAGUGUACCCAGUGGCUGUCGACGGCUUGUGGCAGGAUGGCCGUGCCUGGCUGGGAGCGCGCCGCCCGGCUGCUGCUCUGCGCUGCAGGUCUGGCGCUGUCUGUGUACGCCUUCCAUGUAGAGACUUCCAAGGAGAAGGACGCCGCCUACCGGGCCAUGUGCGAUAUCAGCUCUUCUAUCAGCUGCUCUCGAGUCUUCACUUCCAGGUGGGGUCGCGGUUUUGGUUUGGUGGCCAGCCUCUUGGGACGUCAAAGCGCGUUCAAUCAACCUAACAGUAUCUUUGGGAUUGCCUUCUACAUCCUGCAAGUUCUCCUGGGCCUCUCCAACAGCGGCCUGGCUGCGAUUACGCUGGUGGGUACUUCAGUGGUCUCCAUUGCUGGCUCCCUCUACCUGGCCUACAUCCUCUUCUUUGUGCUGCAUGACUUCUGCGUGAUUUGUAUCAGCACCUACGUCCUCAACUUUGCCCUCCUCUUCCUCAACUACAAGCGGCUUGGCUACCUGAACGAGUUGAGACAACACCGUACAUUGAAGGCCAAACGGCAGUGAGGAGAGGACUCAUCUUGGACAAUCCUAGACAAAUUCUCACAUGGAUCUUUCCUGCCUGAUGUUUCUAGGACUGUUCUCUUUUUGUAGAAUACUAGCAUACUCAUUGAGCCUCGGAGCCUCUUCUCUCAGAUUGGGUGGGAUGGAGGGGGCGGGGGGGGGUGUCACUUUUCUCAGCAUUCCUUUUGUCCAAAUCUGCAGGGACUAAAUUAAGCAAGUCUGUGGAGCAUGAUCUCCAUUAUGGAAGUAAAAAGGAGGCCCUCUUCAGUUAUACUGAUCUACAGCUACAUGAAUCAAGCGCUUGCUUUUUUACAGAAGUAUUUUAUAGCUUUUAUUAAAAAACAAACCCAACCUGUUUAUACAAAGCAGUCUGUACACAUUUGGCUACUUCAGGUAAUUUUAAACUGAGGGCUAUUAAAAUUGUAGUGCAUACUCUGGCAGAGCCUACUAGUGAAUUUUGGUGUAGUUUAUCAAGCAAACACUGCAUAGAUAGCAGACGGAGCAGAAGCUACUACUUAGUUCCACCUUAAGUAUGGACAACUGAGCUUCCCUUUCUCCUGGUUAAUGUUUACACUGAUCAUCAGGCCUGCUGGGUAUUAACAGCUGUGCUUGAGAGAGCCUAUAAGUAGUUGUCUUUUGCUACAGCCAGUGAUGGUUCAAGACAUUUUGGGGGGGCCUGAGGCAGAACAUCCAAAAUCUCCCACCUCACUCAGGAGGUAAAACUUCCCUAUACAGUCCAGAACUGGAAACAAUAUUGACCUUACAGGUAUGGGGUACCAGUCAAAAGGCAUAAAAUUUAGGUUAUGAUUGACGCUGUGUACUACACAGAAAACUAUAUAGGAGAGACCCUGCCUGCAGUCACACGAUCUAAAUUGUAAAUUGUUUAUUAGACACAUGCACACAAUAGUUCUUCCUCAAGCUUCAGAGACAGUGAGCCAUCUCUGGCUUUGACAAAACACUCGAGUUGUGAAUGACCUAUUACAGUUCUUUAUUUUCAGGCUCAUUUUAGCACAGCUAUUAAGUAGAUCAGAGAAAGGUCCGAAGCACCCUUUAUGCUUACAGUUCAUCUGAAGUUGAAAGGUGAGGGAGAGACAGACAACCAUAAUUCCUGUUCCUUGCAAGAUGGAAAAGAUGUACAUGUGGGUGCACACACAUGCCAAAACCAGGGGAUGGUCUCUACCAGUUCAGUAGGUUAAAAAGCUGCAUUAUGUGAAAGAAUAAAUGCAGGAAGCACUGCUUGUAACCAAUUUUUAAAAAAACAUUGGUUGGUUGAGAUUCUAAUUAAAUCUGCAUAUAGCUUCAUACAAACAAAUACAGUACUGAAAGGAAGAUGCACAACUUUUUUUAGGUGAUACACAGCUAAGAUGACACUGGGUAUCUCAGAUAUUCCCUAUGUGAGAGAGAAAUUGGGAUGCCCUUUAAAUUUUAUCAACCCAUUUUCCAAGUACUUGUAUUUUUUAUUUUAUUUAAAAAAGUUCUAAUUCCCAACAAAGUGGUUGCAGCUUUAUAAAAAUCAUGGCUAGUCUUUUAAUAGAUUGAUCAGUCAGGUUGAUUUCUAGCAUAAAUUUAAAAAGCCAGUACUAUAAAGUAAAGACUAUCAGCAGAAAACACUUGGUAUUCUGUAUUUGAAUUUUGGAGUAGAGUUCCUCACCUCUACUUUCACUCUUUCAUAUUGUAAAGGUGAGAGUGGCCAAAUUAAAAGAUAUAUCCAACCACCA
Hemicordylus capensis (graceful crag lizard) is the source of this 2353-nucleotide messenger RNA. RefSeq names its product vitamin K epoxide reductase complex subunit 1 (gene VKORC1). The record is from RefSeq and is a predicted model, not a curated record. Bases 129 to 638 code for a protein of 169 amino acids. Lineage: Eukaryota; Metazoa; Chordata; Lepidosauria; Squamata; Cordylidae. The transcript has 3 exons. Gene Ontology annotation, biological process: peptidyl-glutamic acid carboxylation; vitamin K metabolic process. Gene Ontology annotation, molecular function: vitamin-K-epoxide reductase (warfarin-sensitive) activity.